Molecule: messenger RNA, 3540 nt
Organism: Biomphalaria glabrata
Lineage: Eukaryota; Metazoa; Mollusca; Gastropoda; Planorbidae
Exons: 10
Coding region: 239-865 (208 amino acids)
Source: RefSeq, a predicted model, not a curated record
GCCCACCCCAUUUUUUCGGGUACGUGCACGCUAAACAUGAAGCAAGUGACAAACGGAUCCACCUUACCACUUCCACUGUUUGGAUACAAAGUCUAGUAGGAUCGACCAAGACAGUCAGAUGAUGGUGAACAAUUAUUUCAAUUUAAAAGGAAAUCGCUUUGGGAAUUGCUACGAAAGAUAAGAAAAAAAUAAAACUUCUCUUAGUAUUAUAGUCAAUAGGUGUUGAGGAGUAGACACAAUGGAUUAUCUGGUCUCAUUUCGUUGCAUUGCAAUACUACUGACAGCGGUGUUGUUUGGCUUGGCUGCCAGAACUAGUCAAGAAUGUCAAAAGGAUUUCCUCGAUUGCCAGACAAAUUACUCUGUAGCGCCUUUUCUACAGAAUGUCACAGAACACAUCACAGAAUUGUGCCUGACAGGCAGAACAUACCUGAAGUGUGUAGAGCACAUAGAGUGCAAGGAUGACAUGUAUUUACUGCUGGCGUACAACAUCAUCCAAAGAAACAUGUCAGCCUCAAACUCUCAUUGUGAACUUGGAAAUCCUCCAAACGGCAGGACAUACAGUAGUGAAGAUUGUAACAGCAAAGUGAAAACGUGUAGGCAGUCAUACGUUGACAACAUCGUAGUUGCAGAUACAAUGAACAAAGACAGAAACGAGACAGUAAUUUGUCAACAUCUGAACACAUUCAGAAAUUGCUUACUACAAAUUUCAUCGUGUGGCUCAGAAAGAGAAGAGGUGGACAAAAUGACCAGAGAUGAAAAGUCAAGAAUGAACCUUGAAAACUGUGAAAGUCUCGCCCUCAAGACUGCCACGGCCAACUAUCUCUUGGUAGCCAUAGCAACCAUCCUUGUCAGCAAGCUGCACUAAUCGCGGACCAGUUCAACAAAUCGAUUGUCCAUCAUGCAAUAAAAAGUCAAUGAAACGAAUGUAUGGUGUGCUGGAGUGGACACAAGACCUGGGACCAUGAACGACGCAUAAUCAUUAUUGAUCUUUUUUUAAAAAAUAUUACUUUUCCAUUUGUACAGCAUAUAAAGAUGUAGAUUGAUUGUUGUACCCUUGUCUUCAUUUAAUAAAAUCAGUUUUCGUAGAUCACUACAUGUAUAGAGUUUUGUUUUUGUUGCUAAAAGAAAUCUUUUAUUCAAAAUUGCUACAUGCUAACAAUAAAAGAAAUAUUUUGCGUAUUGUUUAUAUCAGUGAUACACAUUCCUUUACGGCCUGGGGGAUAUAUUUUUGUCGACACCUGUCAGUGCAAAAAGUCGCCAAUUGUAGCCAUGCCUCUUGUGUUGUAUUUAGGGCAAAACAUCUAGAAGGGUGGGACAGCAUGUCACUGGCAAGAUAUGAACUUCGGGUGGUGUUUUUGGUAGCACUGCCUUGGCUCUACGCAGGUUUCUAUAUGGAGUAUAUGGAACUCUAGUAACUUUAGUAUCACGUCGGUUUAUUGUAAAAAAGAAGUAGAGUUAUAAAUAAGUUAUCCUCACUGACCUAUACAUAUUAGAUAUCUAGACUGGACAUGUAAAUCUUUUAACAUUACAAAAAUGUUGUGAAAAAACUUUUUAAAAAGAUGAAACAAGGCGUUGUUUUGUAAAGUAAUUAUAAGAAGUAAAGUUGUUUUUUUAACCCUCUCCUAUGUAACAUAUAAUUUAAUGUUUAGAUCUAGAUCUAGUUAUUAAACAUCGAAAAUAAGAGCACUCUCGUCUCAUAAUUAUUAUUUUGUGAUAUUUAGAUACAUAAAAACAAAAUCAGUCUAUUUAAAUGUACAUAAGAUAACUAAAAUCAAUAGACAUGAAUUAUUUCGAUCUAGAACCUUGAAACAUUAUCUUAAUGGAAACUCAGGAAAUAGCUUUAUUUAAUGAAUUUGCAAGAAUAUAUAGUUCUGUGAUUAAUACAAAAUGUUUGUUUGUAAAAUGUUUUACAUGUUUCGGAUGUUCCUUCAGAGUUGAAGAUAGUUUACUUCCUAGUCCAAACCUCCCGCAGGACGACGGGGAAUGGGAGCGGGCAGGGUUUGAACCCUCGACCGUCGAUAAAUCCGAACGACAGUCCAGCGCGCAAACCGCACGACCAGGCAGCCAUCCAUAUAUAUCUAUAUAUAUAGGUCUGUGAGUUGAUCAAUCGAGAAUAUGAAUUUGUUUACGUUUUCCAGUCUAGAUAUAAUAUAUAUAUAUAUAUAGGUCUGUGGUUAUCCUUUUAUUUAUGAAAGAAUCUGGUGUGGAGUCCAAUCUCGUUACAAUAUUCUACAAUCAAACUUGAAAAUUACUGUAUAAUGUUCACUCAAUAGUUUAAAUUGCUUGGUACUUUUUCCCUAUUGUGUGUACUUGUUAUUUCAGCAACUAUCAUUGUACUUGUUAUUUCAGCAACUAUCUUUGUACUUGUUAUUUCAGCAACUAUCUUUGUACUUGUUAUUUCAGCAACUAUCUUUGUACUUGUUAUUUCAACAACUAUCUUUGUACUUGUUAUUUCAACAACUAUCAUUGUACUUGUUAUUUCAGCAACUAUCUUUGUACUUGUUAUUUCAACAACUAUCUUUGUACUUGUUAUUUCAGCAACUAUCUUUGUACUUGUUAUUUCAGCAACUAUCUUUGUACUUGUUAUUUCAGCAACUAUCUUUGUACUUGUUAUUUCAGCAACUAUCUUUGUACUUGUUAUUUCAACAACUAUCAUUGUACUUGUUAUUUCAGCAACUAACUUUGUACUUGUUAUUUCAACAACUAUCAUUGUACUUGUUAUUUCAACAACUAUCUUUGUACUUGUUAUUUCAGCAACUAUCUUUGUACUUGUUAUUUCAACAACUAUCUUUGUACUUGUUAUUUCAACAACUAUCUUUGUACUUGUUAUUUCAACAACUAUCUUUGUACUUGUUAUUUCAGCAACUAUCUUUGUACUUGUUAUUUCAACAACUAUCUUUGUACUUGUUAUUUCAACAACUAUCUUUGUACUUGUUAUUUCAGCAACUAUCUUUGUACUUGUUAUUUCAACAACUAUCAUUGUACUUGUUAUUUCAACAACUAUCUUUGUACUUGUUAUUUCAACAACUAUCAUUGUACUUGUUAUUUCAGCAACUAUCUUUGUACUUGUUAUUUCAACAACUAUCAUUGUACUUGUUAUUUCAACAACUAUCUACUUGUUAAUGAAUGGAGAAACGUUAUUCCUUCACUGUUCACAGACAUGCAUAGAUUCGGUCUACAUUUCAAUAAUCACAUCAUGUAAUGCAGGCUUUAAACGGGAGCAAUGAUUUUCUUUUAAAAACACAGCUCUAUUCAGAAUAACCCAACAGUAGCAAAACAAUACUACGACCAAACAUUAACCAAGCUCUGACAAAACAAUGACCUUUUCUAGAACCUUUUUAUUAUGUUUUUGUUACCAUGGAAAUGCAGUGUAAUUAUAGUUUUAGAAAAUUGUAAAGUAGGUGAUGUGCCAUGCAGUUAUUGUUCUCAUAGAUUUAUGAAAAUAUUUUUUGUCAAUGUAAUGUUUGUAUGUGGUGGUUUAGUGUUAAUGUAUAUCGAAAUAAAAAUAAAAAUAUAAACAUUUCUUUGCUUGAAUUCAAA